Molecule: messenger RNA, 1134 nt
Organism: Durusdinium trenchii
Lineage: Eukaryota; Dinophyceae; Suessiales; Symbiodiniaceae
Source: the annotation of a GenBank genome assembly
GUCAUUUGUCUUUGGCUGUUUUGGUGCCCGCGGAUGUGCACCUGCGGUGGGCGAAGUUUCUGCCUAUGCUUUCGCAACAGCAAAAUGGGUGUUUCGAUCGGCGUGGGGCCGAUCUUCAAAACCAAUGACCCACGAACCAAGUUACAUACAUAGGUGUUGAAAGGGCAAAAAAACAGAUAGGUCGAAAGGGCCAGCUGAACAAUUAAAGAAUAAGAAAAGAAACUACUGCAAUAUAUAAAGAUUCCAAAAAUAAAUAUGUUUGUAGAACUUGCAUUCAACUUCGAUCUGAUUUUCAUCUCAAGGGGACGUGGGUGUGUCCCAGGGACUCAUCUGGAGGACCAUGGGGUGCAGCUCUUCAGGCAUCCCUCAGGAGAAGCCCAAGCCUGCCGGUCCACGUGACCAUACUCAUGGUAUUGGAACUUGUGAACAGAUAGCCAUAGCUGAAAAGCUAUCUGAGCUGAACAAGUGCAUGAUCCAGAUUGGUGAUCGAUCUGAAGCGGAAUGUGAUGCACCGCAGCAGCAACAGGACUUCGAUUCCUGGAAACACCAGAUUGACGCAUCGGACGUGGAAGCGCUCACAGAAGGGCAGACACUGCCCAUGAGCCAGUGGGCAGAUGUGCAGAAGGCCAAGAAGAUGAAUAAAUCCUUGAGCACCUUGGAGACUUUGAGUCUAGAGACGUGCCGCGAAAUGAGUCACCUUGAGACCUUAGAGACGUGCCGCUUUAGAAACUUUAGAACGUGCCGCUGAGCUGUGGAGCUGUGGAGUUUUGAUCGUAUGUUCACUCAGUCGAGCUGGUCGAAGAUCCUUCAGCCUUAAAGAAGGCAGUGAAGAAAAGACGGAUGGCUUUGGAGGCGUUGAAAGACCUAAGUUCAACUUUGUGCAGAUCGUGCUUUCGAAGUUGCAUGUGACGCUAGGAAGUUGCGACGUAUCGCAAUCAACUCCCAGAAAAGGAAAGGAGGGACAGCCGGUCAAAAUCGAGUUGCAAAGAUGCUCCAACUGAGGAGCCAAAAGACCGACGCGAAAGGCUUUGAGGAGGUGCAUGGAAUCCGCUGUAGUGCAAUGCUUCGCCUUUGUAUAGAGCGAAGUGAGUGAAUAGGAAGGGUGGAAUUCUCAUUUAGCAGAGUGUACAACUG